AUGGAUGGUGAAAUAAACUGCAAAUUGACUUCGUUUAUCCUAUGGGAGGAAAGUUCCCGACAUUACAGUAAUGAUGUCAUCAUAUGCACAGUAAACACCAUAAGUGCUGUCUUCGCUCUCUUUUGUAACCUGGCCAUCAUUGUGACGAUAAAGAAGAAGAACCUGAUUCAGACUCCGCGUGAUAUUCUAAUUGGUAGCCUAACCUUAUUAGACUGCAUAGUUCCAUUAGUAGCUAAGCCCUUAUUCAUAGCAUUGCGCAUGUCACUUCAUGAUGAUCAUGUGACCUGCUCCCGCCUGCAGCAAUUGACGAAAGCUACAGAGUUAGCUGUGAUGUUUGGUUGUGGUUGUUCCCUCACGCAUAUUGUGUUGAUCGCCGGAGAUCGAUACCUUGCCCUACGUAAGCCAAUAAAGUAUCGAAGACCACGCACAAAGAAAGGUGAGAAGCUUGGAUACUUUAUCACUCAAUUUUUCAAAUUUGUCCGUGUUUUAUUUUAUCUUCACAAAUAGCGCGUCUCCCCAGCGACACUACUAGGGACAUUAGAAAGAGCACAACGGCGACGGCAACGCGGACUUGGCUAAAGGAAAAGUCUAGUGAAUUGAACAAUUGCUCAGCACAUGCGUUUUUAAACUUUGUACACAUCUUCAAAUCACCAAAAUCUACGUGGUCUGAGAACUGGCAUGAUGGAACCCCUACGGCAAAUUACUUGAUUUAAAUUUCGAUUUGGAACUCAACGCUGUUCACAAAGUUGAGGUGUGGCGCUAUAAGAGACGGUAAACAAAUCCAGCCAUUCGCGAAAUUCUGAAUGAAGAGAUAAAUUAUUUCCAUAAUUGACGUUUUCCUUGACGUUGUCGUCCUGACUGCUUUAGGUCACUAUUAAAUGACCUCAACUCCCCCACCCUUCCCCCCCCCCUCACGCCUUACUAAGAAAACUGCAACCAUAGACCAAUCAUUGGACGCUGAUUAUAGGCCAGCGUCAUAUUAAAGCCCGUUUCUACGUUGGUCCUCCUAUCCUUGGGUCUGGCAGGGUCUUAAUAAUAACUGGUGUCUAAUGUAAAUAACCCAAGCCAGAUGUACACAUAGGAUUUAGUUUCAAUUCUUCCACCUCACUGAGGAUAUCACACAGAAGAUUCAGCAAUAUUCUUCUAACAUUUGUUUUCUUUUUUAUCUUCCUUUCUUAGUGGCCAUCACGUUUGCUUGUACAUGCUGGGCAAUCUGGAGCCUCAUUGUCAUUAUUUUUGAUAAAAUCAUUCCAAGACGUUUUGAAAAUUUCUUGAGAAUUUUCAUAGCCACAGUGCUUCUAACUUCGCUCGUGUUUUUAAAGGUAAAAGCCUUUCUGAUCGUCUACCGAUUCAGUCACACUUUAGUACACGAUAGAAAUUCCCUCAAAGUCGAAGGACUCACUGAAAGGGACAGAAAAGUGCUGAUUGACACAACGUUCAUUUCAAUCAUAUUCAUGCUAUUGUUCAUUCCAACAGCAGCUCUGAUUGUCAUAAGACCGGCCGGUAUCUAUGGCAACGUCGUGUUUCCCUGGUCAUUGACCAUAACUCUUCUGAAUUCUUUGCUUAAUCCCAUGAUUCACGUCUGGCGCAAUCGCCUUUUGAGAAGAGCGAUGUUAGACUUGUUGACUACUGAGCACUGA
Messenger RNA from Pocillopora meandrina, 1640 nucleotides. The record is from the annotation of a GenBank genome assembly. NCBI's taxonomy places the organism in Eukaryota, Metazoa, Cnidaria, Anthozoa, Scleractinia, Pocilloporidae.